ACUAGGCUGAGGCGCGGGGUCUUUGUGCCGAAGCUGGAGGAGGGGAAUGAAGCGGGUGUCUCUCCUCUGUGCCUCCUCUCAGACCCGUCUUUCUUGGGGAACAGCAGCGCUCCAAGGACAAUGGAGUCGGUAGAGAAAUGGCACAAGGAUUUCAUAGCCUUCAAGCUUCUGGACAAAAAAUGCAAUUCAAAGAGGAAUGGGGUAACAGGCUUGAUUGUAAAGCACCUUCAGAAAACCUUUAAGAUGCCCAGCUCCUUGCAGCUCUCCUCUUCUGUGGCUCUUCCCCAGCACUGCACAGGCUCCUGUCCAAACUUGAUGAUGAAUAAGAAUGAAGCCCUGAAUCGACAGCUGGACAAUGUGUCCCCUGCACCCCAGCUGCCCACCAGGAAACAUCGGACGCUCUGCUUUUCACUCUCCUCAGAUGGGGAUGGCCACUCUGAUGGUCUGGUGUCCCAGAGAUGGCGGAGGAGUCUGCAGGUUCAGAUGGAGCAGGCUAACAGUGGAGGGACAGCCAGCAGCACAGGGUCUCUGGAGCGGGCGUCCCUUUUCUGUGCCUCCAGGUCUGAUUCUCCCUCCCUGUCCAGUCCAGUGGGACCGCUCGCCAAAGCCAAAUCCUCCAGCCGGUUCUCCCUGUUCUCUCCGCCAUCUCGGCACAGCGGAGUGGAGUUGGAUUCCAACCCUCUGCCCUGCUGUGGUUCCAAGAAGUCCCACCACUACAGCCUAAAGGGGGUUUCAAAGCCUGAGGAGCCCUGCGACACAAAGUCAGGGGGACCGGAAUACUUCAACUUCUCAGAGCCCAUCAUCGGCAGGGUGAUGGACUGCAUCUAUCUUGGGAACCUCAAUGCGGCCUACUGUGGGAGGGUGCUGUGCAGGAACAACAUCGACAGCAUCAUCGACAUGAGCAGCCUGCCCAGCAGCUGCAUCCUGAAUGUCAUUCCGUGCACAUGCAGUCGAGAAGGGCUCCAGCACAGCUGGUCCCGCCUCAAGGUGGACAUCCAGGGCCCCCUGAAUGGGGGGUGUCCUGCCCUGAGGGAGCCUUGCUUCUGGGACAUUAAUGAGUGCAUUGAGGCCUCUCUGGAGAAAAGGAAGCGGGUUCUAAUCCACUGCCUGGAUGGUUAUUCCCUGGCCCCGACCUGUGUCAUCCAGUACCUGAUGGUGAAGCACAACAUGAGGCUGAUGGCAGCUUAUGAAUUUGUGAGGGCCAGGUACCCGCUGAACAUUCGUGAGUGUCAUCGGGAUAUGCUGGUGGGCCUGGAGAGGUCCCUGCACCCCGGUGACAUGGACAUGGAGUGUUUGAAGCUCUCCAUGUCCCGGAAGGUAGCAUGGACUUAAAAGGACACUGUGGCAAGAGACAGGUGCUGUUCUCUUUGGUACUAGGACAGAAGUGGAAUCCGAGGCAGCCAAAAAAGAAAAGCCUUCAUCUCCCCUACCGUGGUGACUGUAGUUGUUCUGUUGUAGUUGUUCUAGUUGCUGGCACAUGCUCUGGUAGCUGUGGCUAGUGCCACAAAGCAGGUGGCUGUCCUGGUCGGUGGCUAUAGUGUAGCAGAAGUGAGUGUGAGAUGGUGUCUCCAUGCCACGUCACGCUUUGGAUUAGGGUUAUUGGGAGGGAACCUCAAGGCACACCUUGGUUAGAUCCUCCGUAAAGGUGGGGUAGGUAAGACAUAGGGCAGCAUAUGCUAGUUUCUUAUGGAAGGCACCAUGUCCAGAGCCAGUUUUCUCCACUAGGCUAGAGGUUGUGGGGAGAGUUGUGAUUUGGGCAAAGAGGACGUGUUACACCUGAAAACAGGUGGCAUUUCUGGGAUCAAACCCCCAUUUGGAACUGCAGACAAAGGGGCCUCGUUUCAGUGUGGAACGACAUUGGACUAGUGUCCUCUGGUGCCACAUAGGACUCAUUAUUCUGUGACCCAUAGGCCGUGCCUGUAGUGUGCACAGUGCUUUCAGCAUUGGAGAUUUUUAAGAGCAGGCUAGUCAGACACUUGGGAGGAAUAGGCUAGGUAAUGCUUAGUCCUGCGGUGCGGGCAGGGGACUGGACUAGAUGCCCUCUCAAGGUCCCUUCCAGUUCUACGGUUCUAAGGAGAAAAGCCAGGCCCCUGUGCCCCAAGUGUUUACAGUCUAAUAAUAGAAGAGUUGAGAGGAUGCAUGAGGUGAGAAAAAAGAUGGGGGGGAAGGAAGGACGAGUGUUGCAGCAUUGGCAGUGGAUGAUUGGUUAAGGUGUGCCAGUCAGCCUACUCUCUCACUAUCUCCUAGCAACUUUACAUGGGGAUUCCUCCAAGCCCAGGACAACAGUGCAGUAGUCCAAUCUCUGUGGAUUCUUAGGCAGAUGCUCUGUGGUGUGCCCAGAUCUUAUACUUGCCUAAACCUCAGACGGAAGGAGCCCAGGCUGAGCUGUUCUUGGAGCUACAGUCACAUUCAUCAUUCUGAGAUGGUCAUACCAGUUCACCAGCAUAAUCUCUUCUUGAAGUUUCAUUGUCUGCUGCUGAUCAGGGUGGCCACUGACAGCACAUGGCUUCUCCUCCAGCUCAGAGCAAAGCUCCUCUCAAGGGUCUGAUGAGCGUUUCCUUUUGUUUUUGCUGCAUGGAUCUUCUCCUCCUUCAGACUCUAGCUAAGAAUUGCUCUUUCUCCCGCCCUUUCUCACACUUGGACAUCGUUGCUCUCUUGACUCUUUGAUUUUCCUGAUGCUUGCUGGGUUUCUUCCUGGCACUGGAUUCCAGUUUGAGCCACUCUCUGAUAAUUUGUACAGACUACAAGGAGCUUUCUGGUGUUCCACCUUGCACUGUUGGACGGCCUGCGCUAAGGAAACAUCCCAUAGAUCUGUUACUUCUGAUCUCCCUCCUCCCCAAGAUUAUGAAGGUAGUGGCCUGGUGGCUUCAUUACUAUACUAACCCAUUGGGUAGUCUGAACCCAUCACUGGAACUUAUGGCCCCAUGGUUGGGGGAAGUGGGAAGGGGAUAGGACUGUUUGAUCCACCUAUGUUUUUGGAAAUGCUACACUACUUUAUUAAAACAGCAAAGUGAUGAGACCAUCAACUUUUAUGACCUCGGCUCUCCUUAUCCUUUCAGGCCAAGAUUUGAAGUUGUAAAGAAGUAACAAAACUCUUAAAUAAAAGUCCAUACUAGGGAUGUCAGCAUGUCCUUGACUAUAUGAUUAACCAAUAAGCCUAGGUUUAUCAGCUAAUCUU
Pelodiscus sinensis (Chinese soft-shelled turtle) is the source of this 3178-nucleotide messenger RNA. Lineage: Eukaryota; Metazoa; Chordata; Testudines; Trionychidae. The record is from RefSeq and is a predicted model, not a curated record.